Molecule: messenger RNA, 1137 nt
Organism: Apiotrichum porosum
Lineage: Eukaryota; Fungi; Basidiomycota; Tremellomycetes; Trichosporonales; Trichosporonaceae
Exons: 1
Coding region: 1-1137 (378 amino acids)
Source: RefSeq, a predicted model, not a curated record
AUGGUCCUCCGCAGAUCCAAGCGGCUUCGAGGCCCCAUCCGCAUCGAUCACGCCCUACUCCCCCACAUCGCCGAGCUCAUCCUCGCACACGCUCCUUGGUCCGCCCUCCUCGCGUUCCGUGCCACGUCGCACUACUUCUGCGACUACAUUACCCCUCUCCUGGUGCACCACCUCGCUCUGUACCCCCUCUCAGAAGACGACCACGACCAUCUGCUUGUCCGUUCCCCCUAUGGCGGCCACAUUCCUGGUUUUGAAGGAAUCGACCUCACGAGCGACGAAAAGGACCAGGACAACAUCAAGUCUUUCACCCAGCACACGCGGGUUCUGGAUUUGGAGGGUUACAUCCACCCUCAGCACCUUGGACGCCUCGUCCAGAUGUUCCCCAACCUCGAAACGUACCGCAUCACCACGGAUCCAAUGACUGGCGCCUUUUCUCCCUUCUUCAUUCCUUGCAAGACCCUCGUGCUGUUCACCAGCGACAUUGGAAUGAACCCUUUGAAUCCCAUCCCAGCCCAACUCGCCUAUCACACUGCUUCUCUCCAGAAGAUUCCCGACGGUGUCACCAAAGUCGUCAUCAACAUGCGCGGCGGAAACUGGUACACACCUGCCAACUACACCCUUCCUGCAACUGUCAAGGAAGUGACUGUGAUUUUCCCUAGCUACGAAUUGGGUUCCCAGGUGGGCUCGUUCGUCAACAAGGUCGACAGGAACAAGCUCGCAGCCUCCACCGCCACCUUCCUCGAAUGGAGUGACGCGUGGUACACCCUGGUCGGCUUGGACGAAAUCAAGCUGCUGGUCAGGAGCUUCCUCGCCAUCAGUGACACAGAGUUUCGGAAGAAGUACAAGCUCGCCGCCUUCCUCACCAGGGACCUGUACGCUAUUGCCACCGGCGUCCAGAACAUCAGCCUCGAGAGCGUCGAACGUUUCUACCAAGGCCCCGUCAUCCCAUUCCUCGGCCAGAACGACGGCGACCACGAAUUCGCCCACCUCCUGCGAGCACACAACAAUACCGAUGGCGACCUUCCAGCGCCCCCAUCUCAAGACGCCUACACCUUGUUGGAUAUUUGGGGAAGCGACGAUGAGGGCGAAGUGGGAAGUGAGGUGGAAGGAGACGUCUCAGACUCGGAUGCCACGUGA